AUGAAUCCGAAUCCGACAAUUGUUGACGAUUUCCAGAAUCGAGUGGGCAUCUGGCGGCAAUUCGCCGCUGAUCUCACAACCGUCAUACAGGCCAUUAUCGAAUUUGCAAAAAUGAUUGAUGGUUUCAUGCGACUUGGGCAAGAAGAACAAAUCCAUCUACUGAAAGGUAAAUUGGAUGUUGUGAAGAAGUGGAUAUUUUGUGAAUUACUUUUUACUAUAUCCAUUUCAGGUGGAGUAUUUGAACUGGCGAUUGUUGAACUGUCAUCUCGCUAUUCACCAGAAACUCAAACAUUAUCCAUGGAUAAUAUUGUCCUGCCUCUUCACAAUCUAAACAUCACAGACCAAAUUGAGUGUCUGCACGAUUUGGCAGUUUGCCAGUUGACGUCAUCAGAAGUGGCCCUCUUAUGCGCCGUUCUGCUUCUGGAGCCAGCAUCCACUGAACAGGCCACAUGUGAACGUCUUCGCACCGUUCUGGCGCAAUCGUUGGCUGCCCGUGUCGGCAGUGACGCACAAAGGGUUUGGGAUACCCUGCCGAGGUUAAAGCAGACAGCACAUCUUCAUCUGAUACUGCUCGGUCAGCUGCGAGCACAGUUCCCAGUCGAAACUGAGGCCGGACUGCCAGCUCUUUACAAGGAACUGUUCUCGAUUGAUCCGUAA
Messenger RNA from Strongylus vulgaris, 657 nucleotides. Lineage: Eukaryota; Metazoa; Nematoda; Chromadorea; Rhabditida; Strongylidae. The record is from the annotation of a GenBank genome assembly.